Molecule: messenger RNA, 957 nt
Organism: Protobothrops mucrosquamatus (brown spotted pit viper)
Lineage: Eukaryota; Metazoa; Chordata; Lepidosauria; Squamata; Viperidae
Product: olfactory receptor 51E2-like
Exons: 1
Coding region: 1-957 (318 amino acids)
Biological process (GO): G protein-coupled receptor signaling pathway
Cellular component (GO): membrane
Molecular function (GO): olfactory receptor activity; G protein-coupled receptor activity
Source: RefSeq, a predicted model, not a curated record
AUGCCCUUCCGGAAUGAAAGCCUUGGCAGCCCCUCCUCCUUCACCCUGAGGGGCCUGCCCGGCCUGGAAACUGCCCACUUCUGGCUGGCGUUCCCCCUGUGCGCCAUGUACGUGGUGGCCCUGGUGGGCAACUCCGUCGUGGUGCUGGUGAUAAAAACGGAGCCUGCCCUCCACACGCCCAUGUACUUCUUCCUGGGCAUGCUGGCAGGGGUGGACUUGGCGCUGGCCUCCUGCACGAUGCCCAGGCUCCUUUCCCUCUUCUGGCUUGAUGCCAAGGAGAUCGCCUACAGGACCUGCCUCCUCCAGAUGUUCUUCAUCCACUCCCUUUCGGGCAUGGAGUCCACCAUCCUGCUGGCCAUGGCCGUGGAUCGGUACGUGGCCAUCUGCCGCCCGCUCCAGUACUCCACCAUCCUCACCAACUCUGUGACGGUCAAAGUGGGCAUCAUGGCUCUGGUGAGAGGGGUGGUCUUCUUCCUUCCUCUGCCCUUCCUCAUCAACCGGCUGUCCUUCUGCAACAGCCGGGGUCUCCGGCAUUCCUACUGCCUCCACCAAGACAUGAUGAACCUGGCGUGUGACGAACACACCCUGAACAGCGUCUACGGCCUGGUGGCCAUCAGCCUGGUGAUGGGCCUGGACUUCCUGCUCAUCCUGGUCUCCUACCUGCUGAUCCUGAAGGCCGUCCUGGGGCUGAGCUCCUGGGAGCAGCGCCUCCGAGCCUCUGGCACCUGCGUGGCCCACCUCUGCAUGGUGCUGGCCUUCUACGUGCCCCUGAUCGGCCUCUCGGUCAUCCACCGGUACAGGAAGGACGCGCCUCCCCUGCUCCAGGCCCUCAUGGGCAACAUCUACCUCCUGGUUCCACCCGUGCUCAACCCCAUCGUCUAUGGGGCCAGGACUAAAGACAUCCGAAAACGGGUCUUAAAGUACAUGAGACUCAGCAGGAACAGAGAGCCUCACUGA